This is a messenger RNA of Erythranthe guttata (spotted monkey flower), 2118 nucleotides long. RefSeq names its product protein BASIC PENTACYSTEINE2. Gene Ontology annotation, molecular function: sequence-specific DNA binding; DNA-binding transcription factor activity. NCBI's taxonomy places the organism in Eukaryota, Viridiplantae, Streptophyta, Magnoliopsida, Lamiales, Phrymaceae. Gene Ontology annotation, cellular component: nucleus. The record is from RefSeq and is a predicted model, not a curated record. Gene Ontology annotation, biological process: response to ethylene.
CUAUCUCUCUCUUUCUCUCUCUCUCUCUCUCCCUCUCUCAUUCAAAAAAAUAAUAUCCGGCUUCUCUCUCCCCUCUCUCUUUCCUAUUUAUCCAUUUGAAAAUGUUUUUAUGGUUUUAAUUUUUUGAAUAAAUAUGAAAACAGCAUGAAAUCGAUGUUCUGAUUUGUUCCAUUUCCUUGCUAAUUGUUAUCGCAGUCUGUUAUUACAUGAAUUUGUGACCCAGAUCUGUUUCGAAAUGUCAAAGAUUGAAUCUUUUGUGCACGAAUCUCAAUUUUCACCGCCUUUGCGUAAAUUUCAUCAAAUGAUUUGCUGCGUGUGUUUUCGUCGCCGAUUUUCCUCAAAUGGGAAAGGAUCUGUUCGAUUUGCUGUUUUCCUGCUUAAUUUAUUUUUUGGGGAAAACGAAAAUGUUGAUCUCGUUGCUAUUAUUUCCAUUUCUGUUUCAGAUCUUAUCGAUUUUCAUUUUUGUCGCUAAUUUUCAUUGGUUUAGAAGCAUGGGCUUUGUGAUUCGUCCCCGAAUAUCGACAUUAAUCGCGCUUUUUGUUUCUUCUGAAAAUUCACCUGAAUUAAAGUUAGAAAUGAAUCGAAUUACACCCGGAUUUGGAACGGUGGUUCGAUUUCAAUUUAGGUAAUAAUGCAAGGUCGUAGUUUUGGAUGCCGAUUUUGGCUCGAUUGGCAUGUUUGCCUUUUUGUCGUUUGUAAUCGGUACUCUUUGUUUCUCGAAAGGUUUCACCUUAAUUACAGUUACAAAUGAAUCGAAAAUACUCGGUGUCGGAACUAUGAGUUGAUUUAAAUUUAGCCAAUGUUGCGCUGUCAUGCUUUUGGAUGCUGAUUUUUGUCGUGUUCACGUUGUCGUCAUUCGUAAAGCAGAGCAAAUUUGUUUUCACCAUUAUGGACGAAGACAAUUUGAGGAAUUGGGGUUAUUACGAACCGCCCGCGCCUAUGAAAGGGCAAAUCGGUCUCAAUCUAAUGCAAUCAAUGGCCGAACGAGACACGAAGCCGUCGUUCCUGACAGGGCGAGACCAUCCAGUAAUGGUCUCGACAAACGGUGCCUUCCACCCCCGCGACUGUGUCGUAACCGAACCACCUUUGACUCGCAUGGAAUACGUCCGAGAGGAUUGGAUAAAUCACAGAGGGAAACUCAUGCAGAUAUUCUCCAACAACCAUUACAAUCCCAACCUAGCCGAAUCUUCCGGGUCCCACCAUGUUCCAAUGCAGAUGAUCCAGCAACCCGAACCCACCGAAGAGGCCCGGCCCGUCAUGGAAGACCCGCCCGUCAAGAAAGAACCCGGGACCACCAAGAAACGGGCCUCCGCCGCCUCUUCCACCCCCAAAGCUCCAAAGGGGAAGAAACCAAGAAAGGGGCCUGCAAAAGAAAACAGCAGCGGCAACCCAUCUGUACAACGUGCGAAACCUGCGAAGAAGAAUAUCGAAGUUGUAAUAGACGGGGUUGACAUGGAUAUUACGGGUAUACCCAUACCCGUCUGCUCGUGUACUGGUCAGCCACAGCAGUGUUACAGAUGGGGGUGUGGGGGGUGGCAAUCUGCUUGCUGCACAACGACGAUAUCAAUGUACCCGUUGCCUAUGAGCACAAAGAGACGUGGGGCCCGCAUUGCUGGACGGAAGAUGAGCCAGGGUGCUUUCAAGAAGGUUCUGGAAAAACUCGCGGGCGAAGGAUAUAUCUUUGCUAACCCUAUCGACUUAAAGAGUUUCUGGGCAAAACAUGGCACCAACAAGUUUGUGGUUAUCAGGUAGAUUUUUCGCUCGCUGCUGCACAAUUCCUCCCUGGCAUUACAACUGGGUUUUGCCACUGCAUUUGGGGCCCGUUUUGUCAUGUAUAUAUAUUCUGCGGCCUUGUGCAUUUAUUUGCUCGGUACUUUUGUACUUGAAUUUUUUUUUUCGAGUUCGCGAUACAUGUUUGAAAACACCCCCUUGGCUAUUUGUGGUUCUUGAAAAAGGCGUUGUUAAUCAAUUCCUCCUUUGUUUUGCUACAUGGGCUAGCUGUACUUUCUGGCCGUUUGAGGGUAGGAUAUGAAUUAUGGGAUUAUUUAUUUUGUUUCUAGUUAAAUGGAUGAUUUUGAUAUUAAUUUACAUUCUUGGAAAUCUAUAUUACUUGUUUAA